Phaeoacremonium minimum UCRPA7 is the source of this 849-nucleotide messenger RNA. RefSeq names its product putative methyltransferase protein. The transcript has 3 exons. Gene Ontology annotation, molecular function: S-adenosylmethionine-dependent methyltransferase activity. Bases 1 to 849 code for a protein of 282 amino acids. The record is from RefSeq and is a predicted model, not a curated record. Lineage: Eukaryota; Fungi; Ascomycota; Sordariomycetes; Togniniales; Togniniaceae.
AUGUCGACGAAGGCCCCCGACGCUUGGUCCAAGCUCGCUCCGACAUGGAGAAGCCAGGCUGUGAGCGUUUUACAGCAAAGUGGUAUUGACUCAGCACGACAAUUGAUCUCUGAGGUGAACAAAAUUGCACCUUUUGCGAAGGCCGAAGCCAUACACGACAUCGGCUGCGGCAAUGGUACAGUGAUUAGCGAACUCCUCAAAGAAUAUGGCUCCGACCUUCCCGACUCAACCCAAAUUGUCGCCUCCGAUAAAUCCACAAGUAUGAUUGCUGAAGCCGAAGAACAACAGAAGCAUUUUGUUCAAGAAGGCAACAAAGUGUGGUCUAAACUGACCAUAAAAAUACUUGACGCAGCUGAUAUGCACGAAGUUGAGGAUGAGACUUUCACGCAUAUCCUUGGUGGCAACAUGAUGUAUGCUGUCUCCGAUUAUGAAAAGGUCGUCUCAGAAGUUAAGAGGACGUUGACAUCGGGUGGUGUUUUUGCCUACAGCGUGAACGCUGACGCACCUUGGAUUAAGCUCAUGGGCCUAGUUGCCCAGGUUCGCCCAGACAAGGUUACGCCAUACCCCCCCGCCAUCUGGCACACUGAAGAAUCAUGUGUGAGUAUUCUUGAGAAAGCGGGAUUUACAGAGGUAGUUGGCAAAACGAUUCCCAUUUAUAUGCAAUACGAUAGUCCUGAAGAUAUCGUCGAAUAUUUAACAGAGGCAUUACCAUGGAUGGGGAGAAUUCGAGAUGGAAUGACAGACGAGGAGAUCAAGAGGAGCAAGGAGAUUAUGGCUGAUCACCUUAGAAAGGAGGGUGCCACCAACUCCAUGGAAGGAAAAGCUGUUUUUGCCAUUGGAAAGAAGUGA